AUGUUACUUACCCUCGCUAGGCUGAAAGGGAGGAGGAAGAGGUGGUACAUCUUCGACGAAACCAGCUGCUGUCUCUACUCGUUCAAGAAUGAGCUCGAUGCCGGAGCAGGCAAGCAACCCACCUCGACCAUAGACCUCCGCAAUGCGGCCAUCUCUUUUCUAGUGGACGAGGAAAACGGCUUUGUCAUCUAUUCUGAUUGCAAGGAGUACGUGUUCAUUGCUGAUAGCCAUGAGUCCAUGAUGAUGUGGGUGAUGGCCCUCCAAGUAUGGCAGACGACGACGCUGUCCACUAUUUCCCAUUCGUCGGCCAUGGAAGAAGAGGAGGACGUCACCAAGGGGGCCUCCGCCACGACGGGCAGGCUGGCACGGCCGCCCCUCGCCUCCACUUCGUCGUCCGAGGGGGUCUCCUCGGCCCUGGGCACGACGAGUCUUCGAGGGUCCCAGGCAGAGCGAACGUCCGGGGUCAGGGCUGCACGCAGCAGAGACGGUGGCAGCAACAACUCCGGACGUACUCACCACCGGAGGGUGCCGCUGAGGAGAGUGAGUCACCAGAGUAGCGCAGGAGUCACAUCUGGUUGCGAGUCGGACUCUGACAAUGCCGAGAGAGGCGGGACCCAGCGUGACUGUGGAGGGUUCUCAGCCGCCAUGCGAGAGCGCAUCCGCUACCUCCGCUCCGUGGCCAACCCUGAUUCAGCCAGAGAUGCUGUGAGGCAAGAACGAACAGGAUCGUUGUCUGGAAAUUCUGUAUCUAGCGACUCAGCCAUUGGUCAUGGGGACUCGGCGCUCUCGCUUCGCCUUCACGAACUGGAAACUGAGCUUAUGGCAACUAAAUGUGAGCUUGCCAAGGCAUUCAACCGGGAAACAGUUCAGAAGAAUGCCCUCAUAGAGCAGGAAGGUCUAGUCUCAGAACUGCAUCAGCAAAUCCGCUGCCUGGAGACUUCAUCUGAGGAUCCAAAGUAUGAGCAACUUGGUCACGGCUGCAGUGUGCAGAGGCUAAACGAAAAGUGCUGCAUGUUGGAGAACCACAACCGCUUCCUCAAUGAAGAAGUCCUGAAGCUGUCCAAGCGCCUUCAGCAACAGCAGUGCCACAGCGUCACUUAUCAAAACUGCCUGCACGACCAGGAAAGGGAGAUUGACCAGCUCAAAAGGGACUACGUGUUUCUGAUGCAGUCGGCCAUCAGGAUACGCUCCAUGGAAGGGCCGGAAAUCAUGGAGGUCUAUCUGUAUGGUGGCGAAAAACACGCCGCUCGUGUUGUUCAGUUGCUCCGAGAGGCCCGGAUGAGCAAUCCCAGCCUUCCCCUUUACGACAGCCACAACAAAGUUCUGCAGCACACGGAUACCCUGGGCUUCAAGCACAACUACACGGAAGAGAGUCUGGCCCUGCACUACAUCUGUCGGCAGCUUUACCUGCAUUACAGGGACCAGCUGCCAUCCUCGUCCGAGCACCUCCGCCACUGGAGGCAGUACCUGUUCAUGAACGGCGAUCAGCUUGUCAGCUCGAAAGAGCUGAAGAUGCUUGUCCGUCAAGGCAUCCCGGCACCGUGCAGACGCCAGGUCUGGAGGGCCCUCUCCCGCUGUCGGGUGGCAGACAUCAUUGAGGACAAAGGGAGGAACUACUACAGGAACCUGUGCUGCAGGGCGCCUGAGUCAGAGGUGGUCUCCCAAAACAAGCGACAGAUCUCUCUCGACUUGCUGCGAACGUUGCCACAAAAUGUCCGCUUCAGCAGCCCCGAAGCAGAUGGGAUUAGGAAGCUGCAAGAGGUCCUGCAGGCCUUCUGCUUACACAACCCAGGUCUGGGCUACUGCCAGGGGAUGAACUUCUUGGUUGGAAUGUGCCUGCUCUUCAUGGAACCUGAAGAUGCCUUCUGGUGCCUGGUGGCCAUCACGGAGCGCUACUUCACGCCCAACUAUUUCGACCACAGCCUGGUGGGAGCGCAGGCCGACCAGGAAGUGCUCAAGAGCAUGCUGCGGGAUAAGCUCCCGCGCCUGCAGCGCCACUUGUCUCAGCUGGACAUCGAGCUGUGCACCGUCACCCUCAACUGGUUCCUGGCCAUCUUCUUCGACUCCGUCCCCUUUGAGGCAAGUGGUCCCUGA
Molecule: messenger RNA, 2094 nt
Organism: Ixodes scapularis (black-legged tick)
Lineage: Eukaryota; Metazoa; Arthropoda; Arachnida; Ixodida; Ixodidae
Product: TBC1 domain family member 2B
Exons: 15
Coding region: 1-2094 (697 amino acids)
Source: RefSeq, a predicted model, not a curated record